GGCUUCCCUCCCCUCUCCACCAUAUCCAUCCUUUACCGCCGUCAGCUCCCAAUCGGCCUCCACGUCCGUCGCCGGCCUUCUCGACGUCCGCGCUCCUCCACGCCCGCCUCCGCUCCGGUCACCGGCGGCCGCGCUCCUCCGCACCGGCGCACGCCUCCACCCCGGUCGCAGGCGAGGUGGCCGCUCUCCUCCGCGCCCAUCGCGGGCCGCUGGGUGCCUCUGCGACCGCCUCCGCGAGCCGCCCGGUCACAGCCCGCCCAUUUUUUUUUGAGGGUCACAGCCCGCCCAUUUAAGUGUAGCGUGCACGUGCGGUCUUCCCACGCGGCCCACUGAGCGGCCCAUCGGUCAGCGAACCGACCGAUCGCGCGCGUCGCCGACCUCCUGCGCGGGGCGAGUCCGCCCGCGCGAUUGCAACCGCGGCACGCACAAGAGGCGACUGAGCGGCGGCGGCCGCCGCGGGACCGCUCUCCCGAGACGAUCACCGUUGAUGGCGCAGGGAGAGGCCGACACGCCCGGCGCCGGCACCGCAGGCAGGACGGUGAAGCUCAAGGACCUGGUCCCGGCGGCGACCAACACGGUGAACACGACGUUCAUCGUGCUCGACAAGGCGGCGCCGGCGGCCCGCCCGCCCCACCCCCACGCCCACGCCCAGGCCCAGGCCCGCGGUGUCGAGGAGGUGACGUGCCUGGCGCUGGUGGCGGACGACACCGCGGCGGCGCACUUCCUGCUGUGGGGCGGCGAGUGCGGCGCCUUCGAGCCGGGCGACAUCGUGCGGCUCACGGACGGCAUCUUCUCGUACCACAGGGGGAACGCGCUCGUGCUGCGCGCGGGCCGCCGCGGGCGCGCGGAGAAGGUGGGCGAGUUCACCAUGCUGUUCGUGGAGACGCCCAACAUGAGCGAGAUCCAGUGGGGGCGCGACCCCGGCGACCCCCGGAGGAUGGUGCAGGAGGCCGUCGUCUCGCCCUACUCCCAGUUCUUCAAGCCGCCGCCGCGGUGAUCUUGCUUCCAGCGGCGUCGCAGCUUGCGGCAUGGCCAUUCUCGCGCAAAGUGUGACCACCUUUGAUCUCAACCAAUUUUGUGUGUAUGCCUGAACUUCUGAAACAUAGAGAUAUUUACAAUCCUGUGAUCAAGAAGACUCAAACGAAACGCACAAGCUCUCUGAAACCCGUAUCAGCUGUCAGCGGCAAAUUGUUGAGGAAAUAUAUAUUGGCACAGGACCCUGUGCAUUACAGUU
This is a messenger RNA of Panicum virgatum (switchgrass), 1234 nucleotides long. RefSeq names its product SOSS complex subunit B homolog. Lineage: Eukaryota; Viridiplantae; Streptophyta; Magnoliopsida; Poales; Poaceae. Gene Ontology annotation, biological process: response to ionizing radiation; double-strand break repair via homologous recombination; mitotic cell cycle checkpoint signaling. The transcript has 2 exons. Gene Ontology annotation, cellular component: SOSS complex. The record is from RefSeq and is a predicted model, not a curated record. Gene Ontology annotation, molecular function: DNA binding. The coding region runs from base 488 to 997 and encodes 169 amino acids.